Messenger RNA from Calliphora vicina (urban bluebottle blowfly), 3926 nucleotides. It is a transcript of the gene CrzR, whose product is annotated as corazonin receptor. Lineage: Eukaryota; Metazoa; Arthropoda; Insecta; Diptera; Calliphoridae. Gene Ontology annotation, molecular function: corazonin receptor activity. The record is from RefSeq and is a predicted model, not a curated record. Bases 835 to 2979 code for a protein of 714 amino acids. The transcript is spliced from 6 exons. Gene Ontology annotation, biological process: neuropeptide signaling pathway. Gene Ontology annotation, cellular component: plasma membrane.
AUUUAAAUAAAAUAAUUGUUAUUUAAAUUUAAAAAAUAAUAAAUUUUAUUUUUUAAAAAAAAAAAUAUUUUAAGUGUUAAGAAAAAUUUAAUAAUAAUAAAUGUUGUUUUAUCAAUAAAAGUUAAAAAAAAAGUUUCUAACAAACAAAAAUAGUUAAUUUAACCAAAUUAAUAUUUAGAAAAUAAAUAAAUGUAUUUAAGAGCGACAAGUGUUCAAAAUUAUUUGUGAGUGUGAAAAGUAAAAAAAAAUAUAUAUUUAAACAAUUGUGACAGUAAACAUCCUGUCAAUUGUAUUCAUUUCUGGCGAUUUUGUUUACUUCAAUUACCGCCAGUAGCAGCAACCAACCAGUCAGCCAAAUUUGUUUCUUACAAACAGCUGAGUAAAUUUAUUUAAUUUGAAACGAAUUUUUAAAAAAAUAAAAAUACAAUUGCCAAAAUAAUUAAAAUACAUACAUAUUUACCUUUAUAUAUAAAAAAAAUAUUAAAACAUGUUGUUAAAAAAACCAAAAACUAAUUAAAUAUUUAAUGUAUAAAGAAAACAUACAUUUUAAAUUAAUAAAACAAAAAAAAAAAGAAACAUAUUCUGUCAACAACUUGUGGAUAACAAUUUAAAUGAACCAACAGCUGAAAAAAGUUUAUUCAUUAAAUCCUGUAAAUCUAAAUGAGCUUAAUGAUGGAAAUACAUUGGAAAAAAUAUUAAAAUUAUUGAACAUAAAGUACAAAAUUUACAAAGGAAUAUUUUGUAUAGAAUUUAACCACAAAAAUAACAUUGAAAAAAUAACAAAAAAAAGUCUUUAAAUUAAAUCCACAACAAGAGAAAUCUGAACACUAAAAUAUGACCACUAAUAUACGACCUGAGCUGGCAAGAGUUCCUAGAAUGGGUGAUGUUGUCAGUGUGGCUGGUGGAUUUCUAAAUAAUCUAACAAAAGCCGCACUGCAAAUAACUAACGAUACAAUGAAUUUGCUGAACAACAACAACAACAACAACCACAUCAUCAGCGAUUCGACGCAAACUAAGGCAGCGAAUGUUUUCAUUCUUACUACCCCAUCCACCACAACACAUUCCCCUCACAACACACUCAUGCCAACAUUAGAAACAUCGUCAAUUAAUGCUGCAUCAAUAGUUUCAACGACAGCCUUGCAAUGGUUACAACAGCAUCCCAAUUCACAAUUACCCGCAACAAUGAAAAUAACCGAUUCCACAUAUGCAUUCCUCACGAAUCUAACGUACACCAACUCCAAUGUCUAUAUACCAGCCACCGCCGGUCCCACCAUAGAGGAUGAUGAAAUUCGAUUAGAACAUGCACCGCAACUGUCCAAAUCGGCCAUGAUUAAAGUGUACGUUCUAACCAUAAUGGCCUUGUUCUCCCUCCUGGGCAACGUCCUGACCAUGUGGAACAUUUAUAAGACGCGUCUGGCACGACGCAACUCCCGCCACAGUUGGAGCGCUAUCUAUUCGUUAAUAUUUCAUCUGUCAAUAGCAGAUGUUCUGGUGACUGGAUUUUGCAUAAUCGGUGAAGCGGCAUGGUGUUAUACCGUCCAAUGGCUGGCAAACGACUUGACGUGCAAACUUGUGAAAUUAUUCCAAAUGUUUAGUUUGUACUUGUCAACGUAUGUUUUGGUGCUAAUUGGUGUCGAUCGUUGGAUUGCUGUCAAAUAUCCAAUGAAAUCCCUAAAUAUGGCCAAGAGGUGCUAUCGUUUGUUGGGUGGAACGUAUAUACUUUCGCUGUUAUUAAGUCUGCCACAGUUUUUCAUAUUUCGUGUUGCACGUGGACCUUUCAUUGAGGAAUUUUAUCAAUGUGUUACACAUGGUUUUUAUACGGCAGAAUGGCAGGAGCAGCUUUAUGCCACAUUUACUUUGGUUUUCACAUUUUUGCUGCCAUUGUGUAUACUGUUUGGAACGUAUAUGUCAACAUUUCGCACCAUUUCAAACAGUGAAAAAAUGUUUCAAGGUUCAAAGUUGGCUGGCUAUAAUAGCAACAAACCCACCAGUCAGACGAAUCGUCAAAGACUUAUACAUAAAGCCAAAAUGAAAUCUCUGAGAAUUUCCGUUGUAAUCAUUUUUGCCUUCCUCAUCUGUUGGACACCUUACAAUGUCAUGAUGCUGAUUUUUAUGUUCUGGAAUCCAGAUAAAAGAUUUGGUGAAGAUCUGCAAUCAGCCAUAUUCUUUUUCGGCAUGUCCAAUAGCUUAGUAAAUCCGCUUAUUUAUGGUGCUUUUCAUCUGUGUCCCAUGAAGAGGAAGACGAGCAAAAAGAGCUACAACAAUAAUGGAACAUACAGUUUAAAUAGAGGUGAUUCACAAAGGACGCCCUCAAUGCUAACAGCUGUUACACAAGUGGAUGGCAAUGGUCGUCAGGUGCGAACCUUCCGGCAGUCCAGCUAUUAUCGCAGCAUAAGUACGGGCAGUGCAUACAAAGAGAAUAUUGGUUUACUGCAAACAACUGGGUCAUCAUUAUCGGCCACAACAAUAAAUGUGCCACUUGCAACGCCAUCAUUAACAAGAAAAUCAGCAUCAAUGAAAAGCCCCCAUCCGAAUCAAAGAGCACUGGUUACCUCUUGUCCUGCUAAUAGUGGUUCGGCCAGUAAUAGUGUACACAAGCACAACUUUAAUCAUCGCAAGACAGCAGCAACAGCUGCAGCUGCAGCAACACAACAGUAUCAUAACCAUUCAACCGAAAUAAUACAGAAUGAUAAUUCUGUCAGCAGUUGCAGUAGUGUGGGUCGUAGUGAUGAUAGCAGCGACAGAGCAUGUUUAAGUAGUGGAGGAAUAUCUGGAAAUGGCGGUGGUGGAGUCUCUAUAGUUUUAAGUUAUGACAAUCAACGUGGUGGCGCGGCUAGCAUGAAAAAACGUACAUCAUCAUCAUCAUCACCCCUAAAUGGUGGAGAAAAUCGUAAUUGUUUACUGACGCAAACCACGGUAAAUGCAAUGGGCCUGCAGCCUCUUUUGUCCGGCAUAGAAGACAGUGUGUCGAGUGUAUGAGACUUAAGAUAUGAAGGAGACUGGACAGUUUCAUACUUAUAAAAUGUUCAUAAAGAGACUGCUAUUAAAUAAAUACUUAAGAUUUUACACUAAAAGAGCAAAACAAACGAUUCAAAAUACGAAAACAUGGUUGUUCCUUUCCAAGACAUUUCUUAUUUGUUAAACAAAUUACAAAUUUUAUAUUUAUUUAUGCAGUUUAACUAAAAAACACUCGAGUAUUUGCCCUCCAUGACACAGCAAAUGUAAUUAAAAGAAAAAGAAAGACAAUUUUAUACAAAAACGAGUGAAUACAUACAUACAUUCAUACAUACCUAUGUAUAAAAGAUUUUGUUAAGGCUAGUGCUUUAGGAUUUUUCAUUUUAUUAUUCUUGUUGGUUUUUUAUAUUUAUAAGAUUAUUAAUGACAAUAUUUAAUAUUAACGUUGGAAUAUUAUUAUCUUUUUUUUAUUAUAUAUGUAUGUAUAUUUUUAUACAGCUGUAAAUACAUUUAUUUAAUGAAAUAUUCCAAAAAACAUAAGUUAAAAUAUUAAUUAAAUAAAGUAUAUAUUUUUAAUGCCAGUGAAAUUUAGAAUCUUUAAAAAUUCUGCCAUAUUUUUGUUAUUUUUAUAACAUGCUGUCUGCAUAACAUCCUACAAAGGUAUUACGACUAUUUCUAGAUUGUGUACCACCACAACACUAUAAAUACAAAAUUACGACUCUUCCAGAAAUUGUGUAGCACCACAACGAUGGAAAAAAAAGCAAAAUUGAAAAUAGGGUGAAUCCAUUCCAAAGCGGACAGCAAACAGCACUUUAUAAUCUCCGAUUUUAACGAAAUUUACCACAGAUCCCAGCAAAAACUUACAUUACAAAGUAAUGACAUAAAAUGCUAAUAUAUUUAUUCUUCACUUUGGAUUAAUUGGAUUUCUGGUUUAGUCGGUUAAUCCAGCAAAUAAUUAAUCAGGGUUUAGA